This is a messenger RNA of Neospora caninum, 1599 nucleotides long. Its product is annotated as Chorismate synthase, related. The record is from RefSeq and is a predicted model, not a curated record. Gene Ontology annotation, molecular function: FMN binding; chorismate synthase activity. The transcript has 9 exons. NCBI's taxonomy places the organism in Eukaryota, Apicomplexa, Conoidasida, Eucoccidiorida, Sarcocystidae. Gene Ontology annotation, biological process: chorismate biosynthetic process; aromatic amino acid biosynthetic process. Gene Ontology annotation, cellular component: cytosol. The coding region runs from base 1 to 1599 and encodes 532 amino acids.
AUGUCGUCUUUCGGAACUGCGUUGCGCGUACACACGUUUGGCGAGUCGCAUGGCUCCGCCGUUGGGUGUAUAAUCGACGGACUGCCUCCUAGGCUUCCCCUCUGCGUCGAAGAUAUUCAGCCCCAGUUAGACCGCAGAAGACCCGGCCAAGGACUCCUGUCGACGCAGCGGGCAGAAAAAGACCGAGCACACAUUCUCGCUGGUGUGGAGGACGGAUAUACACUCGGCACUCCGGUAGCCGUGCUCGUCUGGAAUGAAGAUCGCCUGCCGCAAGACUACAACGCGCUCGCGGCAAUCCCGCGUCCGGGCCACGGGGAUUUCGCCUACCAUGCCAAGUACCACAUUCAUGCGAAAAGCGGGGGCGGCCGGAGCAGCGCACGAGAGACUCUGGCGCGAGUCGCCGCUGGAGCAGUGGUCGAGAAGUUGCUUGCGAUGGAGUACGGCACCAGCUUCACGGCUUGGGUCUGCCAGGUUGGUGAUGUCUCCGUGCCCCACACGCUCCGACGAGAGUGGGAGAGACAGCCCCCGACUCGCCAGGACGUAGAUCGCCUUGGCGUCGUCCGGCUGAGUCCAGAUGGAACCACGUAUCUCGACGCCAACGGUCGGUUGUACGACACGCGAGGAGACGAGCUCCUACAGGAGGAGGACAAAACCAAGCGUCGUCUCCUCUUUGGCGCGGACACGCCGGCGCCAGGAGAAUCGGUUAUUGAGACGCGGUGCCCGUGCCCGUCCACGGCUGUUCGAAUGGUUGUGAAGAUCAACCAGAUUCGGGCACUGGGCGAUUCGAUUGGCGGGUGCGUCUCUGGUGCAGUCGUGCGGCCACCGCUUGGCCUCGGCGAGCCGUGUUUCGACAAAGUCGAGGCGGAGCUGGCGAAGGCGAUGAUGUCGCUCCCUGCGACGAAAGGAUUUGAGAUUGGACAGGGUUUUGGGAGUGUCUCGCUGCGCGGCAGCGAGCACAACGACCGCUUCAUUCCCCACGCGGGAGUACCUUCUUUCUCGGAACCGGCCCCCGGCGAGCUCGAAACGGGCGGGCCCUCACCUAGACUUUCGAGGGAGUGUGGACAUCGCGACGGACCGUGUCGUGGGAGUGGCGAAGAGGCGGAAGGCGGGCGGGAACGCGCACGGAGCGAACCCCUCAACGCUGCUGAUGUAGACCUACCGACUCAGCGCUGGCAACAAUCCGUUGCGUCGGCGUCCAGUCCAGAAGCCGCUUCCACAAAUCAAGCACGCAAAGUUGGCGCUGGAGGCGCUCCACCGUGUCCCAUUCCCCCCGGCGCGGACGUGCGGAUCAGAUGCGGAAGCAACAACGCUGGCGGAACGCUCGGAGGCAUCACUUCAGGAGAGAACAUCUUUUUUCGGGUAGCCUUCAAGCCUGUUUCGUCCAUCGGCUUGGAACAAGAAACUGCUGAUUUUACCGGUGAAGUGCGCAAACUAGCAGUGAAAGGCCGCCAUGAUCCCUGCGUCCUUCCGCGAGCGCCUCCUCUGGUCGAGAGCAUGGCUGCUCUGGUGAUUGGCGAUCUUUGCCUCCGCCAGCGUGCCCGCGAAGGACCGCACCCUCUUCUCGUUCUGCCUCCUAACGGGGGACACCCAGCCUGCUGA